Molecule: messenger RNA, 1391 nt
Organism: Dromiciops gliroides (monito del monte)
Lineage: Eukaryota; Metazoa; Chordata; Mammalia; Microbiotheria; Microbiotheriidae
Gene: DNAJC24
Product: DnaJ heat shock protein family (Hsp40) member C24
Exons: 5
Coding region: 159-605 (148 amino acids)
Biological process (GO): positive regulation of ATP-dependent activity
Molecular function (GO): ATPase activator activity; ferrous iron binding
Source: RefSeq, a predicted model, not a curated record
UGGAAACGAGGCUGCCUCGCAGGCCGGGGUUGGGGGGAAGGAGGUUUCUCGAUUUACUUCCGCCGGAAAGGCUGCAGCCAAAAGGCCGGCGGCCCAAGCUUUUCCCUUUACGUGGCCGCGAGCUCCGUACAUUAAGGAAAGGCCUUGUGCAGUAUACCAUGGCUUUUGAACCCUUCCCUCGAAAGGACUGGUACAGUGUUCUGGGUGCGGAGCCAUCAGCAAGCAUGAAAGACCUGAAACAAAAAUACCAAAAGCUCAUUUUAAUGUAUCAUCCAGACAAACAGAGCACAGAUGUGCCAGCAGGAGCCGUGGAAGAGUGUGUGCAGAGGUUCAUCGAAAUUGAUCAGGCGUGGAAAAUUCUAGGGAAUGAAGAGACCAAAAAAGCGUAUGACCUGCAGCGGCGCGAAGAUGACCUAAGAACUGUGGGACCAGUAGAUGCCCAAAUAUAUCUUGAAGACAUGUUGUGGAAUAAAGAUGAUCAGUGUUUUACUCUCAGUUGCCGAUGUGGUGGAAAAUACUGUGUUUCCAAGGAUGAAGCUGAAGAAGUUAACCUGAUCUGUUGUGAUACAUGUUCACUAAUUAUAGAAAUUGUUCAGCACAGCUAAGAUUGUUCAGUACAUGGAACUGUAAAACUCUCAUGUUCAGUCACAUUGGGGAGGCAGAGGCUUUGUCCGUUGGAGAAAACAUCGAUUUCAAGUAGAGCUGAGAAAAGAAGUGGGAGUCCUUUUGUCCAUUGGAAAUGCUACUGAAAUGUCAACUCAAAUACUGUUUUCAGAGUUUGCCAAGAAAAUGUAAAAUUGGCAAGCGGAGCCCACCCCCUGUAUUAACAAAACACAAAUCUAGUUACUUGGUGAAUUCCCAUCGUUAGAAUUUGGGGGCCUUGUUUGUUCUCUCUUCCCCAUGGGUGGAAAAUGUUUUCUUCUAAGAGCACAGAAAGAAAGAAAGAAAUGGAAGCAGUGGGUAUCAGCGAGUCUCUUGUAGUUGGGGCUUUGCUCUGUGAAUCCAUCUGUACCACUGAUCUAGAACUUCCCUCUACUUAAGUCACAGGGCAAUUACAGGAAUUAAUGAAGUGGAACCAGACAUCCUACUAGGGGGAAGCUCUAUAUUCUUUGCAUAUAAACAUUUUGUAAAUACUACCUGACCCCAGUUCUCUCUGAUUUUGAAGAUCUGAUUAAUGAAGCAGCAUAGUGUGGUAAAAAGGACACCAGACUCAGGUCAUAAGAACUUAGGCCACUUUUACAAUAUCUGUGGCCACUUACUUAUUGUCCCUGGGCCUGUUUCUUUAUUUAAGUGCUUAACAUUCGUGUUGUGCUUCACUUGUAAUGAUCUUUCUGAUGUGGGUGCUUAUUCCCUUCCUUUCCUCAUAGGGGCUACAAUAGUGGUGGUUUUUU